This is a messenger RNA of Diorhabda sublineata, 485 nucleotides long. RefSeq names its product U6 snRNA-associated Sm-like protein LSm2. Bases 148 to 435 code for a protein of 95 amino acids. Gene Ontology annotation, cellular component: Lsm1-7-Pat1 complex; P-body; catalytic step 2 spliceosome. The record is from RefSeq and is a predicted model, not a curated record. Gene Ontology annotation, biological process: mRNA splicing, via spliceosome. Lineage: Eukaryota; Metazoa; Arthropoda; Insecta; Coleoptera; Chrysomelidae. The transcript is spliced from 4 exons. Gene Ontology annotation, molecular function: RNA binding.
ACUUUAGUUAAUAGCACAAUUCCAAAAAAUCCGGAGGGUAGAGUAGCUACAAUCCAUAGAUCUAGCCUCUAUAACGCUUGAAUUUUUUUUAUUUAAGAAACAGACCAUACAUAACCUUAUUAGUGUGUAGUAUAUUUAUUCAACAAAAUGUUGUUUUAUUCGUUCUUCAAGUCUCUAAUUGGUAAAGAUGUAGUUGUUGAACUUAAAAAUGAUUUGAGUAUUUGUGGGACGUUGCAUUCUGUGGAUCAGUAUUUAAAUAUAAAAUUAACUGAUAUAAAUGUAACUGAUACGGAAAAGUAUCCUCAUAUGCUCUCCGUAAAAAAUUGUUUUAUAAGAGGUUCCGUUGUCAGAUAUGUUCAGUUACCUGGAGACGAAGUAGAUACUCAACUUUUACAAGACGCUGCAAGAAAAGAAGCUUCAGCACCCACUAGAUAAGCCCAAAAUAUUUCAUAAUUAAGUUAUUGUUAAUAAAUGAUUCCAGUAUA